Molecule: messenger RNA, 669 nt
Organism: Microthlaspi erraticum
Lineage: Eukaryota; Viridiplantae; Streptophyta; Magnoliopsida; Brassicales; Brassicaceae
Source: the annotation of a GenBank genome assembly
AUGAAUCCCGAAGAUUUCCAGAAAAAAGUUUCCAUCAGAGAUCCCCUCGCCGAAGAAAUCGAAUCCGAAUGCGGCGUUUCCGGCGGCGAGUCUACUAGUUCUACGGUCGGGUCCGGCGUCGCCUCCCAAACCCUGGUUCUGCUUCGGAGUCUGCUGGAGAUUCAGCAGCGUCGAGCCCAGGCAUACGCCAAGCUCAAAAGAGGAUUCUCAGAGUAUGUGGAGUCUGGUGCUGAAGCACUUUAUCAGAAGCUAUGCAGCGAGAUCACUGCAGAGUUCAACGAAUGUUCUAAACAGGUGCGCGAAAUGGAAUCUCUGUUUCUGACUCCAGAAGUCGGAAGAGCUGAUCUCGCUCAACUGCUCGGCAACAUUCAAACUCAAGAGAAGCAGAAACUGCAUCUGACCGUCACAAUACAGGUGCUGAAGAAAGCAGGGAGACCAUCAGAACGAAUGCUGACACAUGAGAACUGCAAGUUCAAGAAGCCGAUGCAGCACGAGUGCGUGCAUCUUCACGAGAUUACGGAAGCUGCAGGAACAGAGGAAGCAGAAGCGGAUGCAGAGUUUGAUAACGCUAUGAAGGAGGCCAUUAGAGGAGUGCAAGACUCUGUGACUAGCAUCAAUGAGUAUUUGGAAGACAUUAGGUACGAGAUUGAAGCCCUUGAAGCCGAAUAA